ACAGUUAGCUCCACGCGGAAAGCCCUUUCAGCUCAACUUUAUCUCCUCCUUUACGCUGGAUUAAACACCUUCCUCACGCGUGAUAGCCGCCGUCCAAGCGACUCGGAAGGGAGCGAAAGUUGAGGUGUGGCUUCUAUGCGAGAAAUUAAAGUCACACUCGGGGGGUUUACUUGUGUUUUGGCUGCUGGGGAUGGAGCCCAGCUGCCGGCGACCAUAGCGGCCAGCAGGAGCGUGGAGAAGUCGCUGGAGGAGGCUGCGCUCAGCGGAGCCCUCGUCCUGUCUAACCGUAAACUGAAGGAGUUUCCCCGGACCGCUAGGAACUAUGACUUGUCCGACAUUACGCAUGCAGACUUGUCGAAGAACCGGCUGUGUGAGCUGCCUGAGGAGGUGUGUCAGUUCAUCUCCCUGGAGACGCUCAGCGUCUAUCACAACUGUGUGCGCUCACUCCCUUCCUCGCUCUGUCAGCUACAAGCCCUCACCUACCUCAACCUCAGUCGCAACCAGCUGUCCAGUUUGCCUCUGGCAGUAUGCCAGCUCCCUCUGUUACGGGUCCUCAACCUCAGCAACAACAAGUUAUCCCUCCUGCCUGCUUCUAUCCACACUCUCACCCAUCUCCGCCAGCUGGAUGUGAGCUGUAAUGAGCUACAGAGCCUGCCGAUGGAGCUAGGGCAGCUGGAGUCUUUACGGGACCUGAACCUGAGGAGAAACCAGCUCACCACUCUGCCAGAGGAACUGUCCGAGCUACCGCUCGUCCGCCUGGACGUCUCAUGCAACCGCAUCUCCCGCGUCCCCGUGUGCUACCGGCACCUACGGCACCUGCAGACCAUCAUCCUGGACAACAACCCCCUGCAGAUGCCCCCAGCCCAGAUCUGCUCCAAGGGGAAGAUCCACUUCUUUAAGUACCUGAACAUGGAGGCAUGCAAGAGGAGCCAUGACCAGCUGGAGAGAGUGCUCCGACCCAGCGGCUUCAACACCUGCCUUUCGGAUCAGGAACUGUUCCCUGGUCAGUACGGUGGUCUGGACUCUGGCUUCAACAGUGUUGACAGUGGCAGCAAGAGGUGGUCAGGAAAUGAGUCUGCUGAUGAUUUCUCCGAACGAUCUCUGCGAUUGGCUGAAAUUUCUCGUGAACGAACAAACCUUCAGGAAGAAGAGGAGAAAGAUACCCCACAAGACACACCCAGAAUGAACGGAGACCUGGAGCAGGUGGACUUCAUUGAUAGCAGCAUAACAGAAGAGGAGGACGAGAGCAGCAAGCACAAGCCUCCUACUCCUGCACAAACGUCACCCCCGCAGGGGAAGAGUGAUAGCAGCAGGUCCACGCCCGCCCAUAGUCCAGUCUUCAUGUGCAGCAGGAGUGUUGGCAGUGAGUCGGCAGACGUGGGCUCCCUGUCCAGCCCCACACUGGAGGAGCGGAGGAGACCAGGCACGCUGCAGCUCUGGCAGGAUCGUGAGCGGGCGCAGCAGCAACGGGACCGGGAGCGAGUACGGGACAGCACUUCGCAGAAGAUGGCAGUGAAAACAGGAAGUCAGUCAGCAGUGACUGCGAAACAGGCAGGGACAGGAAGUGUGUCUGGUGGUGAUUCAACAGACAGCAGCGCAUCUAUUAAUGGCCUCCGCCAAAGAUGUGAGAGUGUGGAUCAGACGUGUUUGACCUUCCAGGCCUCAUCACUGCAGCGCUCGACCAGCCGCAUAGACGUGCCCAAGCCGUGCUCACCUACCGGAUCAGCUCCCAAACCCAACAGCUUCCUCUUCCGCACCUCCUCCCGCUGCAGCGUCAAGAAUUCAGGCUCCAUGCAGUGCCUGGCUGAUUCAGGUCACAGUGAGUCUCGUUCUACCCUCAAAUCCCCACGAGAGGAGAGAGCAGACAUCUCCCACUUACGAAAGUCUCUGGAGUCGCGGCUGAAGAUCACCCUGUCUGAGGACCUGGGUGAUGCGCUGGCCAACGGUGCAGUUCUGUGCCAGCUGGUCAACCACAUACGCCCUCGCUCCGUUUCCAUCAUCCACAUCCCCUCCCCCGCAGUGCCCAAACUGAGUGCGGCCAAGUGUCGCCUUAACGUGGAGAACUUCGUCACCGCCUGCCGCAGGUUGGGCGUCCCUGAGACGGAGGAGUCGCUGUGUUCAUCGCAGCUGAUCCUGGAAGACGAAGGGCUGAGCCGCAUUGCCCACACGGUUCAGACUCUACUGGACCUGCCGCCGUCAGGACCCCGCCGUACCUCUCUGCCCGUCCAGUCUCCUGCUCAGAAUCCCAACAACUCGUAGCAGCAAAUUUUAAUGCUUGCUUACGUUUUUCCACCUAUUUUUCCAAAAUCUAUGUACAGCUGUUUGGAUGUAUAGUUCAAAUGAUGACCUGCCCACUGCACUGUGGGCAAAUGGUUCAAAAGGGUCAAAAGAAAAUUAAAAGGAAAUGUGAAUCGGACAAGAUGACUCUUUUAUUCCUCCCCCCCAUAAUCACCACACUUCAAGAUGACGGAUGUACGCAAAGUAUUUAUUUGACAGCAAACGGAACAUCAUUGCUGAGGUAGUCCUUGUAUAAUCGUUUCGUUGGUACUUGUUUGUAAUUGAAAAUUAAUUAUGUCUAUAAUCUGGUGUCUAUUACAAUGCAAAGUUAAUUGGUUUUCCGCAGGUAAUUACUCUUGCAUAGGAGUGGUAGUGGCAGACUGCAGAUAAGUUGGAAGUCAUUAGAGUGUUAUGAUAAGCCAAUGCAAGCGCUUGAGCACCAAGAACGACAUGGAGAUAAAACACUCGCUAAGUAUUGGACUAGUGCGUGUUGCAAUUCCUGUUUUUGUGUGUUCUCGUAUGCUAGAGUGCAGAAUUUCAGUGUUGAUUCAAGGGUGUUUACAUCAGUAUUAAGUGAACUAUACAGAAAUGGCAAUCAACCAAUUGUUUCAACGGACCAUGAGUAAGAGGAGAGAAGUUCACAUACUGAAGUGUUCCCAAAAUGUCUAAAGUUGAUUUUUUUGUUGUUGUUGUAUUUGUGUCUACAGUCCAUUGCUCUUGUUUCUAACUGUGAAAACCAAAGAACUGUCAAUGCUGGCAAAACAGGCCACAGAGAGUGACAGGUGAAAUAUUACAGGCUAGGCCUAGACUUAAAAUCAUUUCCAAUGGUUAUUCAACAAUGGCACUACUGUCUAAGACAGAUACGUGUCUGGGAAACCUACCUUAAGUGUGACAAUCAAGCACUUGGAACAUUGUUGAAGCUGCUGCAAUGAAUUUUACAGAUCUUAGGCGCUAAAGGCGUCCACUCCCACGCUUCAGUUCCACAGCCUCCAUCCGAACCCCUGUCCAAAGACCCUCUCUCCUAAUUAUGUAAUGCAAUCUGUGAUUAUAUUUUUAGUUGCUGUUUAGCUCUGCAGUUUUUAUUUAUUUACUUUUUUCUCUUUCUCAAAAUAUCACUAUUUGGAUUAAAGACAUCGGUAUGUGAA
Messenger RNA from Electrophorus electricus (electric eel), 3422 nucleotides. RefSeq names its product leucine-rich repeats and calponin homology (CH) domain containing 4 (gene lrch4). The record is from RefSeq and is a predicted model, not a curated record. Gene Ontology annotation, molecular function: protein binding. Gene Ontology annotation, cellular component: cytoplasm. NCBI's taxonomy places the organism in Eukaryota, Metazoa, Chordata, Actinopteri, Gymnotiformes, Gymnotidae.